AACACGCCCAUGUUCUCUGUGUGCAGUUUCAUUGGGAGGGGUCUAGCACCAGGCGCCAUUGAAUUGUUUUGCCGGUGGACACACACAGACGCAGAAUCACCGACACACCGCGGCUGUGCGCAAUUCAGAGAAGCAAAGCGGCCGUCGGCUCUCCCUGGAUUGCAUUAGUCUUAACAAUCGAGUCUUUUAGUUUUUAUAGACCAUCUACACUAAACCGACAACAUGAGUGAAAUUAACGUAAAAAAGCUUAAGGUGAACGAGUUGAAGGACGAGCUCAAGAAGCGUCAGCUCUCCGACAAGGGGCUGAAGGCCGAGCUUAUGGAGCGGCUGCAGGCCGCGCUCGAUGCAGAGGCCCAGGCCGAAGAGGAAGACGCUGUCGCGCCAGAAGCACCUGAAGAAAAGGAGGCCGAUGGGAACGGUGUUGCAGUCAAACAAGGCUGCACGGCCGAAGAGCCAGAGGGUGAGAGCAUGGAAGCCGAGGAGCAAAAUGGAGACAAGGGUGAUGCCGCUGUUUUGGGUGAUGGUCAGGACGACGAAAUGGGUGAAGAGGAGGAGGAAGGGGACGCCGGCGUGGAAAUGGACAAAGCCUUCGAAGAAGAUGAUGAAGAGGAAGACGAAGACGACGAUAUCAUUGACAAAAUUGACGAUGAAGACGGUGAGCCUCAAUCUCAUCCAUUAGAGGGGGAUGCGGACAAAGACAUCAGUGCUGAUCAGAAGAAUAAGAAGGGUGUUAAGAGACGCCGAGAGGAACAUGGAAGGGGCUACUUUGAAUUUAUUGAAGAAAGCAAAUACAGCCGGGCUAAGUCCCCCCUGCCACCUCUGGAGGAAGAGGAUGAAGAGUUUGACGACACACUGGUCUGCCUGGAUCCCUACAAUUGUGACCUUCAUUUCAAAGUCUCCCGAGACCGAUACAGCGCCUCGUCCCUCACCAUGGAGAGUUUUGCUUACCUUUGGGCAGGUGGACGUGCCUCCUAUGGCGUAAACAAGGGCAAAGCCUGCUUUGAAAUGAAGAUCAUUGAGAAAAUCCCAGUCAAGCAUUUAAACAGUAAAAACAUGGACUUUCAUGAUGUCCAUAUUGGCUGGUCCCUGGCUAAUGGAAGUCUUUUGCUGGGUGAGGAGGAGCAUUCCUACUCUUAUUCGGGCAAAGGGAAGAAGACUUCAAACUAUGUGACUGAAGACUACGGGGAGAGUUUUGAUGAAAAUGAUGUCAUCGGCUGCUUCAUUAAUUUUGAAGCUGAUGAAGUGGAGAUUUCAUUUUCCAAAAAUGGCAAGGACCUGGAUGUGGCUUUCAAGGUCAACAAGGAGUCCUUGGCCGGACAAACUCUGUUCCCCCAUGUUCUUUGCCACAACUGUGCUGUUGAGUUCAAUUUCGGUCAGAACGAGACGCCAUUCUUCCCUCAGGUGGAGGGCUUCACCUUCCUGCAGCAAAUUCCUGUGGAUGUGCGUAUGAGAGGACCCAAGGGACCUGAGACCAAGAAAGAUUGCGAGGUGAUUGUCAUGGUCGGCCUUCCUGGAUCUGGAAAAACUACUUGGGUAAAGAAACACGUUGAAGAGAACCCUGGGAAGUUCAACAUCCUCAGCACCAACACUAUUUUGGAGAAGAUGAUGAUUGACAGCAUGAAGAGGCAAAAUAAAGACACCACAAAGCUCUCGGCCAUCUCUCAGCGUGCUCCUUUGUUCCUGGGCAAGUUUAUUGAAAUUGCUGCCCGCAAAAAGAGAAACUAUAUUUUGGAUCAGACUAAUGUCUCUGCACCAGCCCAGAGAAGGAAGAUGUGUCUGUUUGCUGGCUUCCAACGCAAAGCUGUAGUGAUCUUCCCUACAGACGAGGCCCUUAAAGAGAGAGCUCAGAAGAAAGCGGAAACCGACGGCAAAGAUGUACCCGAGCACGCCGUUCUAAAAAUGAAAGGCAUCUAUACAUUGCCAGAAGUAGGAGACUGCUUCUCAGAGGUCACCUAUGUGGAACUGCAGAAGGAGGAGGCCGUCAAGCUCUUGGAGCAGUACAAGGAAGAGAGUAAGAGUGCUUUGCCACCAGAGAAGAAAGCCAACCAGGGUACCUUGACCCCCAGAAAGGGCGGUGGACGAGGCAGAGGGCCUAAGAACCAGUUCAGUAGGGGUGGUGGUCCAGGACCACGUGGAGGCAGAGGAGGAUUCCAGCCCCGUGGAAACUUUAGAGGAUUACCAGUACCACCUCGUGUUGGCGGUUUUAAUCGUCACCCACGCGGCUACAUGCCCCCUCCACCACCACCACCUAUCUUCCGAGGCGGGUUCCAUAGUCGAGGCAACUUCAGCAGAGGUGGAGGCGGUGGGAUGCCCAGCCGGGGAAUGUCUCCCAGGGGUGGCCACAUGAGGGGCGGGCACAUGAGAGGCAACAUGGGCAGCAGAGGUGGAGCGAUGAGCCGUGGAGGGCCUGGAAACAGAGGAAACAUGCAACGCGGCGGUGGACCCAACAACAGAGGACAGUUCCAGCAGAAGUUCCGCGGCAGAGGCGGCCACCAGCAGAAUCGUGGGGGUUUUGGCAACAAAAACGGUUCUUUUGCCCAAAACUUUAAUCAGAGUUGGCAACAAGGGUUCUGGAGCCAGAAGCCAUGGAAUCAACAGUACCACCCAGGAUAUUACUAAGUGCACAUUUGUAUUAAAGACUCAUGGCCUCUGUUGCACGGAGAUGCACAGCCACAGAAUAUCCAUCCACUUUUAUGGUCCUCGUUUAUUGUAAUUUUUUAAGGAAGUCCAUUUUUAAAUGAGAAGCAAGUGGCAAACAAACAUUCCGCCUCAGAACUAAACAGUCUACGUUCUACAUAGAUGUGUGACAUCUUCACUCUCAGAUUUUUGUAAAAUGUAUUUCCUCCCCCCUUUUUUGUAUCACAGCUUUGAUAUUGUUAUAUCAGGAAUCACUGCAUGUCUUGCUUUGAAUUUCAGGGUUGUGAAUUUUAUUCUGUAAAAUGUCAUUUUUACUCAUUGUAAAUUAUUUUAUUAUUUUAAUUUUUUUUUUUUGCGCAAGUUGUAGUGUUAAAAAAAAAUCCCUGUGAACCUUAAUAUUUUCAAAACUUUUGUCAAUAAUCAUUCAUAUUUACUCAGCAACUUUUCAUGUUCAGUCGAGGAGGGAAAAUAUUGUUCUCUGUUUACUAUUUGCAUUUUCAAGUUUUUCUUUGUUAGCCCAGACUGUAACAGUAACUUCAUAGGUUUGCAAUAAAAUAUGUGCUUGCUUUUCUAUGACUUUUUAUGGCUUUUGACUGAUAUCUUGAACAAUACAUUUAAAAAAAGCCUUUGAAUGUCAAUCAGAUUUGUCUCUUUAUUCAGCACCGUAAGACCUUUCACUGUCUUCCUGUCUCGUACGGUGGAAAUAUUUGUAAAUCGAUUUAGUUAAUGUGACUUUUUAAAUGCACUGCAUAGUUUCAAAAGUAAAUUUAUGCAUUUGUAUCAUGUGAGAAGCCAUGAUAAAACAUUGAUCUUAUUUACACAAAUCAACGUUUUAACAACAACUUCAAAUAUAUAUUGUAGGUUAAGCUUACUAAUACUUCUGAGUAAUAUUUUUUUUGGCAACACACUUGUUCUGCAAAAUCUAACGUGAAUAACCAUUAGAUGGAUCUAUUUGAUAAUGCAUCACUCCUUUUUCUGGUCCAUAAUUUGACCGUUUUAUUACAGGAUACAAUGCUUCCGUUGGGAUUGACUGGGCAAACAGUGGCCUUGAUGACAAUGGUUUUGGAUAUAACAGCCAGCACAUAAGAAAGUUCUCUUCUUAAAUACAUUAUAAAUGUUACAUAGAGCAAGCAAUGAAAUACUGCAGAGUUGGAAGUCAUAUCAGAAUUUUCUAACUGAUAAAGAUUUUCUCAAUUUAAAUUACCUGCAUUUUGAUACUCAAUCAGACCACAUUUCACACACCCCAUGAACGCAUCCUGUUUUUCAUCAAGACAUGCCCUUGUUUCAAUGAAUAUAUUUCUUAAAAAGUGCCAAAUAAAAAGGGCAGCUAUUUUUGACUUAAUGAUGUAAUAGUCAAGUGGAUUUUUAAAAAAACUGUGUACCAUAUAUAUUGAUGUAAAAGUGUUUUGGUUUUUUUUGUUUUUCUUGAAACGAUUUCAUGUGGGAUAAAAUAUAGACCCUGUCCCUUAUAAAAGUAGUGCAUAUAGCAUGGCAUGAGAGAUUUGCGUCGAUUACUACGUAGUCCUUGCUUGUGCUUUUUUGAGGACGAAUUUGUUUAAAUUUUACUUAAAAUGUGGCAUUAUGUGGUUAGAGAUGGCAGGUGGUAUGGUUUAUGAUGUUUGUAUCUUGGCAUUGUUUUUUAUUUUUCAACGAGAUGAAUGUUAAAGUGUUUCAUAUUGUAAGGAAAUGUGUCAUUAAAUAAUGUAAGAAACGUC
Pimephales promelas (fathead minnow) is the source of this 4352-nucleotide messenger RNA. It is a transcript of the gene hnrnpub, whose product is annotated as heterogeneous nuclear ribonucleoprotein Ub. Gene Ontology annotation, molecular function: RNA binding; protein binding; promoter-specific chromatin binding. Gene Ontology annotation, cellular component: nucleus; ribonucleoprotein complex. The record is from RefSeq and is a predicted model, not a curated record. Lineage: Eukaryota; Metazoa; Chordata; Actinopteri; Cypriniformes; Leuciscidae. Gene Ontology annotation, biological process: alternative mRNA splicing, via spliceosome; positive regulation of transcription by RNA polymerase II.